AUGCAACAAGAGGUAAUCGACCUGGGUGUUACCAUGGAAUGGCCAGUACCCACAAAGGUCAAAGAAGUCCAAUUGUUCCUAGGGUUUGCCAACUUUUUACGCCAAUUUGUUGCCAAUUUUAGCCACAUGGCCAGGCUGCUACACAACCUGGUCAAGAAAAACACGCCCUGGCAAUGGAAUUCUAAGGAGCAGGAAGCAUUCCAAGGAUUAAAGGACGCCAUCACCAACGCACUGGUACUAUGUCACGCGGACCCAACAAAGCCCUACUUCCUGGAAACAAACGCAUCCGGUGCUGCACUAGGGUCCAUACUCAGCCAAUGUCAGGAUGAUGGCCAGUUACAUCCUCUGGGAUUCCUAUCAGAGUUGUUCAAAGGGGCCAAGCAAAAUUAUGACACGCACAAUAAGGAACUACUUGCAAUCAUCCAUUCCUUUGAAUACUGGCACAUUUUCCUGGAAGGCACAAAUCACCCAAUCACAGUCUUCACGGAUCAUUGGAAUCUGGAGUACUGGAAGGAGUCUAGAACCUUCAACCGUUGCCAUGCACAAUGGCACCUCCUACUAGCUGGGUACAACUUCCAAAUUGUCUACCAUCCCGGAAAGCAAUCAGGAAAGCCAGACGCCCUUUCACGCUGCGCAGACCAUGCCAAUAUUCCUCCUGCUGACCAAACAAUGCUCCCAGACCCUGUAUUUGCCAACGUGGCCCUUGUUACCCCCAAAAGAGAACUCCAACACCAGAUUGAGGCAUCCUUAGAUCAAGAUGAGUCCCUGGAAGAAAUCCUACAAUUCCUCCAAAACAAGUCCAAGGCCCCACCAUUGAUCAAACGCGCCUUCAGGGAUUAUGAAAUGGAAGCUGGAUUGCUAUUCUACCAAGGACGCAUUGUGGUACCAGACGUUGGAACACUAAGGACGGACUUGCUCCGCAUAUUCCACAACAGCCCCUUAGCUGGUCACCUGGGUAGGCAACAAACGCUGGAACUUGUCUCAAGGAACUACUACUGGCCUGGAAUCCACGCAGACACUUAUUGGCACAUGGACUCUUGCAAGACUUGUCAACAAAUCCAGAAACCUAAAUACACAUCUAUUCCGCCCCAACCUCUAGAGCUACCAACACGCCCCUGGCAGCACAUGUCAUAUGAUAUGAUAGUAGAUUUGCCUAAAGAUGGAAACAGCAACUCUAUCCUGGUCAUUGUAGACAGCUUCACCAAAUAUGUCAUCUUGGUGGAACGUUCCAAAAAGCUCAAGGCCCCAGAACUGGCGGGCCUAUUCCUACGGCACAUAUGGAAGCGUUACGGCAUGCCCAAGAAAACAAUCUUGGACCAAGGGAGGGUCUUCAACAACAAGUUCCUGGGGGCUCUGUACCAGCGCCUAGGAAUAGACCUGCACUUUUCCUCAGCUUACCACCCUCAAAGUGACGGCCAAACAGAACAAGUGAAUUCCACAGUAGAACAUUUCCUACAGGCCUAUUCAGGGAUCAAUCAGAAGGACUGGGUCAGGUGGUUGCCAAUGGCAGAGUUUGCCUACAACAAUGCAACGCACAGUAGCACCGGCAAAUCCCCCUUUAAGGCGCUAUACGGAUGGGAACUGUCCCUGACCCUGAGCAACGUUCCAACAGAUGUCCCAGAAGCUGAUGACAUGGCAACUCAAAUGGAGAAACAAUGGCAAGAAAUAGAGGCAGCGCUCCAACAGUCAAAAUCACAAAUGACAGCUGGAGAAACGGGGGAACCAAUCAGUUUCAAAGUUGGAGAAGAAGCCUGGCUAGAUGCCAAAAACACUCUAAGUCCAAAGCUAACAGAACAACGCCUAGGCCCCUUCAAGGUCACGGAAAAAAUCUCCAACUGCGCGUACCGCCUGAAGCUCCUGCCAUCCAUGAGGAUCCACAACGUCUUUUAUGUGGGACUAUUAUCUAAAGUAAAAAGGGAUGACAAGCGUGCCUUUGAAAACCGGCCCCCACCAAUCUCCAUCAAUGGGGAAGAGGAAUACAAGGUUGAAGGAAUUAUGGACAUGGAAGAGAGGAACAGAGAAUGGUUCUUUAGGGUGAAAUGGAAAGGUUAUGGAUCAGAGGAGAAUACCUGGGAACCAAGGGAAAACCUCAAGAAUGCCGAGAAAAUGCUAAAAAAUUUUGAGAAGGAAAUGAAGAAAAAGGCCCUUGGCACUGCCAAGGCCCUUAAGGGGGGGCAGUGUUGCACCAAUCCCCCCUACGCUGUCUCAGACAUUCCAUCCACACGCUCUGGCAUCCCCCACCCAUACUCCCGUCCUACCAGUUGCUCCAGCCAUUGCUCUGUGGCAGCCAACUCCCAACCGCCCACUUGCAGCCCAUCACCUGCUCUGCAAGACCUGCCCAGAAUGGAACCAGAGCCGUCCCUUGGCGCUCUCCUCAAGGCUAUCCAAGCCCUCACUACCCAAGUUGGGUCCCUCCAGGACCAAGUCAAAUCCCAAGGCAAGCAGAUUAUCCAGCUCAUUGCCAUAUGCAAGGAAACCAACAACCUUGUUGGUGACAAAGACCAGGGCGGAGCCCAAACCAAGCCUGGCCCAUUGAGUGGGCCUGUCACCCCUCCUACCCACUCAGGAGGGGAAACCCACACUCCAGGCAUGGUUAGGCCUGGACUCAAGGCACCCUUCUGCCCCUCUAGGGGAACAGGGUUUGAUUCCAAGGAAGAAGAGGAACCAAGGAGGGCCCCCAAAAAAGAGCCUCAGGGAACGCCUAAGCGGUCACUUGGCUCCCUUACCCCCUUUGACUCCAGGUCAUCAGUAAAGAGGCCCAAAAUGGAACUCCCCAACCCUUACAAGGGAGACUCUAGGGGACAAAAAGCCACCCAAUGGCUGGAUAGGAUGCUUCUAUGGAUGGUUGUGUGGAUACUUUACCACAUGACAGAAAAGGCAGCCAACUGGGCACUCCCCCUCAUUGGGGCAAUCAUCAAGGGCAAGGGUAACCCUCCUACCACCAUCCUGGCUUUAACAGCCAAAUUCAAAGAGGCAUUUGCUGACCCCAACGCCAAACAGGCUGCUUCUAGAAAAAUAGCAGUACUCUCCCAGACCACCACCACCUCCAAGUAUGUCAUGGAGUUCUGCAACCUCAUGGCAGAAUUAGACUGGAACAAGGAAGCCUAUAUUGCGCAAUUCACGCAAGGCCUCCACUGGAAGGUCAAGGAGCUGUUGUCAACAAAGGACAACAUUCCCAACAAACUCAAAGCCAUUUUUGCAGCUUCAAUCAAGAUAGACAAUACUUGCCGCAAAAACAAGGAGAACCGCCCUAAAAAGGCACCUGCCAAGUCCCUGGCCACCGUGGCCACUUCCACUACCACCACCAGGGUCCGUCUAUCAGAGGACCCUAACUAUGUUACUCUGGAAGAAAGGGAUUGCUGCUGUGCAUCUGGGUUAUGCGUCAAGUGUGGGCAGAAGGGGCACAGCAUCAAGCAGUGUCCAAAUGGUUGGAAGGCCGCCAUCAAAGAGGUUGCCAAGCCCCUGGCCCAAUUAGAUGUGCAUGUAUUGGACUGUGAAUUUGUAUCUGUGGCUCUAGACUCUAAUAAAAAGCCCCUUUUAUUUAUUGAUCUACAUCUGCACAAUUUCCCAACAGAAAAAAUAAAAACCCUGGUGGACUCAGGCGCCACAUCCAACUUUAUUUCCCCAACAAUUGUUGAAAAACUCAAAAUCCCAAAAACCCAACUCAAAAAUCCACAAGUUGUGAGAAUGCUAGAUGGUACUAUCUCUCAGACUGGUUGCAUUUGGCACCAGGUUCACCUCACAGUCUUGGCCAAUGGCCAUACACACACAAUACCCUUUCUAGUCUGUCCCAUUGGUAACACCUUGACAAUACUAGGCAUGACUUGGCUAACAACAGAAGCACCACUCAUUGACUGGCAACAGGGUCUUAUCACCUUCCCUGAACAAAUCCAAAUUGCCUCAGAAGAAGAAGCUGAGUUGGACCCCUUAGCAAACCUCCCUCACCAAUAUCAUGAGUUUGCUAAGGUCUUUGGCAAGGAAGAAUACAAGGUCCUCCCUCCACACAGGGAGUAUGAUAUCUCCAUAGACCUUAUUCCGGAUGCCAAACUUAUGCCAGGGCCAAUUUACAGCAUGACCAACGCAGAAUCCAAGGCACUAAAGCAACAUAUUGAUGAAGAACUAGCAACAGGCAAGAUCCGCCCCAGUACUUCCUCAGCAGGUGCUCCAGUUAUGUUUGUUAAAAAGGCAGAUGGUUCCUUACAGCUGGUUGUGGAUUACCAAAAGUUGAAUAAUGUAAUGCAUAAGAACGUAUACCCGUUGCCAAGGCAAGACAACUUGAUGGCCAAACUUAGGCAUGCAAAGUUGUUCACAAAGCUAGAUCUACGCUGGGGUUACAACAACAUCAGAAUCAAGGAAGGAGAUGAAUGGAAGACAGCAUUCAGGACCAAAUAUGGGCUAUUUGAGUACCUGGUAAUGCCAUUUGGCCUCACCAAUGCCCCAGCUGCCUUCCAACAUUUCAUGAAUGACUUGUUUAGAGACCUCAUUGAUGUUACCGUGGUCAUCUACUUGGAUGACAUACUAAUCUUCUUGGAAGACCCCAAGGACCACCCAACUCAUGUCAGGGAAGUCCUAUCACGGUUGAUGAAGAAUCAGCUGUUCUGCAAACUCUCCAAAUGUCACUUUCACAUCACUACGGUUGAUUACCUUGGCAUUGUCAUAUCACCUGCAGGUUUCUCAAUGGACCAAAAGAAGAUUGAGGCAGUCACUUUGUGGCCCCAACCCAAGACAGUCAAACAAGUCCAGGCCUUCCUAGGUUUUGUCAACUACCUUUGGCGGUUCAUCCCAAACUUCAGCUCUGUGGCACAUCCCCUCCACAAUCUUACCAAAAAGGAAACCCCCUGGUCAUGGGGUGAUUUGGAAGAAAUGGCGUUCCAUGAAUUGAAAACCCUGGUUACCAGAUCUCUGGUCCUGAUUCACUCCAACCCUAUGCUUCCUUAUUACCUUGAAACAGACACAUCAGGGGUAGCAAUGGGAGCUAUACUCAGUCAACAAGGGCCAGACAAUUGGUUACACCCAAUUGCCUACAUGUCAAAAUCAUUCUCAGGAACGGAAGCAAACUACAACACCCACAACAAGGAGCUUCUGGCUAUCAUCAAGGCAUUGGAAGAAUGGAGAAUCUUCUUGGAGGCAACGGAUAAACCCAUACAGGUUUUCACAGACCAUUGGAACCUGGAAUACUGGAUGCAGGCACAAACAUUCAACUGCAGGCACACCCAAUGGCGCAUAUUCUUGAGCAAUUUCAACUUUGAGAUCCACUACCGCCCAGGGAAGCAGUCAGGGAAACCAGAUGCGUUGUCCAGGAGAUCAGACUACAUUGACAAGCCCCAGGAACCAGAAAUAAUGUUACCUGCUGAAGUAUUUGCCAACAUGUUGGAAGAGGAACUGGAGAUUGUCACAGAAAUCCAGAGCAAACUGAAAGAGGACCCCUCCCUUGAACCUAUCAUCCAGUUCCUGACAGAAGACGCAGACAACGCACCUCCCUCUAUCCAAAAAGCCUAUCAAGACUAUGACUGGGAGGAAGACCUCCUGUGGUAUUGCAGAAAACUAGUUGUCCCGGACUUGGAACCCCUCAAGGAAUGA
Rhizoctonia solani is the source of this 5580-nucleotide messenger RNA. Its product is annotated as Retrotransposable element Tf2 protein. Gene Ontology annotation, biological process: DNA integration. The record is from RefSeq and is a predicted model, not a curated record. The transcript is spliced from 6 exons. The coding region runs from base 1 to 5580 and encodes 1859 amino acids. NCBI's taxonomy places the organism in Eukaryota, Fungi, Basidiomycota, Agaricomycetes, Cantharellales, Ceratobasidiaceae. Gene Ontology annotation, molecular function: zinc ion binding; nucleic acid binding.